CUCAAGACGUUGGUACCAGAAAAGGCUUUCACCAAAUGUACAACACCAUUUCUCUAAACCCAACAAAGCAACUAUAAAGGCCCAGCAAGGGAAGCUUCGACCGACGACGACAAUUCAUAGACCAAGCCUCCCUUCCUCCUCCUUGGAACUUGGAGCAGCAGUUCGGGCGAUCGUGGACCAAAAAGGGAUCUUUCGAGAUACCGGAAAGCGAUAUUGAACGAUGAGCACAGCGACCAGGCCUUCCUCUUCAGCGACAACCUCUGUCAUCUUAGAAAACCCUGUUCCUCAGUCACAGCCGACGGAAAGGUUAGUGCUUCGGUUGAACAGGAAGAAGAAGAACGUUUCAUGGAAAGACGGGACGGUUGAUAACGAGUUCAUGCAGAAGAAGAGUUCAAAGAAAUGCUGUAUCUUCCACAAACAGAAGCCCUUUGAUGAGGAUGACAGCGAAGACGAUGAUGACAACCAUCACCAUGAUCAUGAUCAUAACCAUCAACACUCGGAAUCUGGUGAAGCCUCUUCUUCUAACGAUUCUAAACCAGUUGACUAAUCAAUCAGGUUUCUUUUCCCCCCGUUCACAUCACUAUAUGGAGAUAACGAGUUCAUGAAGAAGAAGAGUUCAAAGAACUGUUGUAUCUUCCACAAAUAGAAGCCCUUUGAUGACAGCGAAGAUGAUGAUGGCCACCAUCACCAUGAUCAUGGUCAUGAACACUCGGAAUCUGGUGAGGCCUCUUCUUCUAACGGUUCUAAACCAGUUGACUAAUCAAGUGCGUUCGGGUUUUUUCACAUCACCAUGUAGAGAUAUUGAAGCCUUUUAAUAGAUCAUGGAAGAACACUAAUUCGUCUGAGUUUUUGGUUUCCAUCAUCUCCCUCUCUUCUCCUACCUAACUAAACCUGCUUGGGGGUUUAUAGUAUAUGUACAUGUAAUUUACACAUUGCACUGUAAUGGCAUUAUUUAUUGCGAAUGUUGAUUUUUUAACUACUUGAAAGCUCUUUUGACAAUUAUGUGAUUGUGAGAGCAUUUCUCAGAUGAUGGUUUAAAAAUCAAUGUACGUGGGGAACUCUCUUCUUUUUUAUUAGAGCCCUGUGGAAAAUGAGUCGGGUUACAUAAAUUUAUGUCAUUUUAUUCAUAUAAAUACAUUGGUUAUUUUACCA
Molecule: messenger RNA, 1152 nt
Organism: Thlaspi arvense
Lineage: Eukaryota; Viridiplantae; Streptophyta; Magnoliopsida; Brassicales; Brassicaceae
Source: the annotation of a GenBank genome assembly